Molecule: messenger RNA, 4796 nt
Organism: Betta splendens (Siamese fighting fish)
Lineage: Eukaryota; Metazoa; Chordata; Actinopteri; Anabantiformes; Osphronemidae
Product: ectonucleoside triphosphate diphosphohydrolase 7-like
Exons: 13
Coding region: 748-2562 (604 amino acids)
Biological process (GO): nucleoside diphosphate catabolic process
Cellular component (GO): membrane
Molecular function (GO): nucleoside diphosphate phosphatase activity
Source: RefSeq, a predicted model, not a curated record
UGACGUAAUUAGCGGUCCGACCGGAAGGCGCUUUUAGCUCACAUCCUCCUCUUCCCCUCGACGUCGUCUUUUUAAGUAAUUUCCGAAGGGACCAGUGAGAGAUCCGAACAUUCGAUGAUCUCUUUGGGCGGAACACCGGAUUCCACGGAGCCGCUGGUUCUGUCAUGGCGGAGGAGAAGCGUCUUUGGAUAAAUGUGUCCGGAAGCGGCAGCUUAUGGUUGAAUCGGAGCGUGAAACCGACGGUUAGCCGGUGUGUAAAGCAGCUCUAGCGUUAAACGCUAACACCGAGCGCGCAGCGUUAACGCCACUUACAGCGUGUGCAGUUGUCUGUUGCCUUCAGGAGACUCGCUGCUGUGUUUUUAGGUUCUAUCUCAUAAACCGAGUCACAAGCUAUUUACUGUCUAUGGAGAUAGAAGAAGCCGCUAAAUAAAGCAGCUACCUCUAUAACUGUGUAAACUAACACCGAUUCAUGACGUCUCUGCCGCUUGCUUUUACGUGACCUGUGAUUCUUUGGUUCAGAAAAUGUCUCUCUUGAUUGAAUCCAUAUGAAUAAUUUACUAUUAUUUCAGCUUGAACUCCCGCUGUGAGCUGUAAAUACCACUGUAAACACUUCUGUCGGAGCUCGGAGCCCCCUCUCCUCCUCUCCAUCCUCCAUCCUCCACCUGAGCCGCCUGGACCGGGUCCGACUCACUGCAGGCGCCAUGAGGUGACGACUGUGACACCCUGUGCUCCUGCUGACGUGGACUCAUGGCAAGGAUCACGCUGUCCUGCCUGCCGGCCUCCUGGUACUGCAGCGUGUCCCCGCUCUCGCUGGGCUGCGCCUCCAGGCAGAGGCUGCUGCUGCUGCUGGUCCUCUUCAUCACCUCUGUCCUCCUCCUGGGCACCUACCAGAGGCAGCUAUGGGGUUCCCAGCGAGACCCGCGGACCCGAGUCAACAAAUACCUCUCCAUAGCAGAAUCCAUGGAGGCCACCGAUGUCCUCAACCCUGCCCUGAAUUAUGGCAUUGUGGUGGACUGUGGCAGCAGUGGCUCUCGGGUCUUUGUGUACUACUGGCCCCCCCACAAUGGGAACCCCCACACCCUGCUGGACAUCAGACAGAUGAGGGACCGCAACCACAAACCGGUCGUCAAGAAGAUUAAACCUGGUAUCUCUACGCUGGCGACGACGCCUACACAGGCCAGUGACUACCUCCAUCCUCUCCUCAGCUUUGCUGCUGCUCAUGUUCCAAACAGCAAACACAAAGAGACACCGCUCUACAUCCUCUGUACUGCCGGCAUGAGGCUGCUGCCAGAGAGUCAGCAGGCGGCCAUCUUGGAGGACCUGGUCAGCGACGUUCCCUUGGAAUUUGACUUCCUCUUUUCCCGUUCACAUGCAGAGGUCAUCUCUGGGAAGCAGGAAGGAGUGUAUGCAUGGAUUGGCAUCAACUUUGUAUUGGGCCGAUUUGAUCAUGCUGAUGACGAGGACGCCACAGUUGAAGUCACAACUGGGUUGCAGAACCAGCCGCCAAUCAACCGGCGGCGCACCGUGGGCAUCAUGGACAUGGGAGGAGCUUCACUGCAGAUCGCCUAUGAGGUGCCCGGCGCCAUCACCUUCAGCUCUUCACAAGAGGAGGACGCAGGGAAGAGUUUGCUGGCAGAGUUUAAUCUGGGCUGUGAUGUGGAGCACACGCAGCACGUGUACCGCGUCUACGUCACCACCUUCCUUGGCUUUGGAGGAAACAUGGCCAGGCAGCGCUACGAGGACCAGCUGUUCAACAACACGCUGUCCAAGAACAGGUUCCUAACCACUCAGACAGGCAUGAACAAGGACAAACCCCUGCUGGACCCCUGUCUGCCGUUCGCUCUGUCGGACACGGUGGUGAGGGACAACCACACGUUACAUGUGAGGGGUCUGGGCGACUGGACUCAGUGUCAGGAUGCCGUCCGUCCCUUCCUGGGCCUCCACAACGGCACCAUGUCACCGGGGGGCGUCUACCAGGCUCCUAUAAACUUCAGUAACAGUGAGUUCUACGGCUUCUCUGAGUUUUAUUACUGUAUGGAGGACGUGCUGAGGAUAGGAGGGCAGUACAACAGUGAAAAAUAUUCCCGAGCUGCUACGGACUACUGCGCCACCAAGUGGUCGACACUGAAACAGCGUCUGGACAGCAAGCUUUUCUCCGAGCAGGCCGACAUCAGCAGACUCAAGUAUCAGUGCUUCAAGUCAGCUUGGAUGUAUGAGGUGCUGCACUCUGGCUUUCGUUUCCCCCCAAACUACCCGAGUCUGAAAACAGCCCAGCUCGUUUAUGACAAAGAGGUCCAGUGGACUCUGGGCGCCAUUCUGUUCAAGACCCGCUUCCUGCCUCUCAGGGACCUGCAGCAGGAAACCUUGCGGCAGAGCCACCCCAGCUGGCUGCGCUCCUCCUUCGUCUACAACCACCACCUGUUCUCGCUCUGCAUCCUGGUGGUGGUGCUGGCCAUCCUGCUGUACAUCCUGCGCCUGCGGAGGAUCCACCAGCGGGAGCAGAGGCAAGCAGAGGCCCUGAACCUUCUGUGGGCUGAGGAGGGAGAGGCUCUGCUGCCCUGAGAGGUGACUGACAGGCUGUAGGAACUUCACAACCAGAGCAGAAUGUGAGCGUGGCAGACCGACAAGAAGCCUGGCUAUGAAUCACGUCUGAGGGCUCACCUGCCCAGUGACAUAUUUGAAGAAGUAAUUGCAUGAAAAAACAUCAGAGAUGGUUUAAUGAGCCUGGAAAUCAAACUCCUGUGCAUUUUCUUUGAUCAUGCAGCUUUAAACACAGAGCCCAUCUCAGACUGGCAACAUGUACUCUGGGUUCAUUUUUCUCUCAAGAUGGGUUUGGAUGAGACGAAUCACACUGUUCCUUGUUUUCGAUGCUAAGCUAAAGUUUUUUAGUUUCAUGACAGUCUGGACAGUUGACCUAGUUUCAGUUCACUGUAACUGUCUGCCAACGCAGACAGUGUUUCAUCUACAGUUCACUUACAGUUCACUGAAACUGUAAGUUCACUGCAAGUUCACUUACAGUGAACACCUUCACUGCCGUGGGAGGAGGUUAAAUGGUCUCGUUGAAGACGGCUGUGUGUCAGGAGAUGUUACCUGAAAGCACCUGCAACAGAACAAACGUCUCUACCGUACAAAAGAUUUAUAUUUAAAUAUGAUUUCCCAACAGGUCUCUUCAGGUUUCACUGAGAUCAGUGACAUCAAGGCUUGUUGAGAUGCUGGGAGAGCUGUGUUCAUGUGAAUCAGAGCAUUUGCUAGACCACGUUUAGUUUUAGCUACAUUGAACUGUGGAGUCUGUAUUUUUUUUAAACCUUUUGGAGCUCUUGGUAUGUUUUGUAUGGAUGCCAGAACGAAGCCCCACAUACAGGAGCUACAGUAUGAGCUGGAUUCAUCAGCUCAACGUCGGUCAGCGAGUGUCGACAGGAUGAACACGGCCGAUUCCUCUGGAUAAAUACUGACAGCGCCUGUCUGUCCCAGGAUCCUCCACAAACAGGUCUGUCCUGAAGGAAGCACACACAUAGCGGCUGACCACUAUGUUGGGAAGCGUUUGAGUGAUGGUUGUUCAUUUUACAUCUUUGUCCCCAUCUCCUAAACCCGACACUCCCACCUGCAGACAAAGACGUGUCAACCAGCAGAAACUGGUUGCUUCCUCUGUGAAUUCUUUCACUUUCUCUCCAUCUAGCAGCUAUUUGUUCACGUUCGCACCCGUAAAAGCCUUUAAGCCUCACGCUUGGACGUGAGGUGAUGUCGCGCCAGGCUAUCAGCGCUAGCAAAGCGUCUCGUUCCUGCCAACGCAGACAGUGUUUCAUCUACACCUCCUUCCGUCCCCGUGGGAUGCUUUUCUCAUCUCACACCGAUGACGUCAGCCACACAGCUCUGGCCUCAGACUGCAUUUUGAUACUUGAAUGCCGCUGCUGUCCUGCCAUAAUCUCUGUCAGCGUGAAGAGACAAGCGGCUGUUUUUAGCUUGAAUUAGUAGAGAUGUGGUCAGUGUUUGGAUGGAGCCCCUGACCCAGCCUGGAGCUCUGAUUAAGGAAUCAGAUUCGAUCUGUUUAUAAUGCACUAAUUCCAUGAAGGGGUGAACAGCGGACCAAGAUGGAAGCAGGCUCAUCUUCAUGUCUUAUGGAAAUCUGAACGGCCAUGAAAAGGGAAGUGCUUCACUGCGAACCAGGGCCAAGGGCUUUUUCCACUUCAGCUGUAAAUGAAGCCUCCGGUCCUCAUUGUGCUGACGACUGAUGGCAGCUGCGCCGUAACCAUGACGAUGGAACUGUACAUCUGAGUUGCACCUGCUGAAACUUCCUGAGAAGUCGACUUGUGUUUCAGUCCCACAGUGGGAUGUGGUCUGAGAUCUGUUAUUAGUCCUUGUCGCAGGCUCGGGGCUCCAUGACGCCACUGUUUUAUAUCCUGUACUGUGACGCUCAUGUGAAUGUUUGAUUGUUAAUUGAAACCAGGAAACUUUGUGAGCUUCCUGUUGUUUAACAGUGUGAUUGUUGAAUCUCACAAAGACUUUGUGACCUGAGUUUUGUUUCUAUGUGAAUCCUGACUUGUGAAGCUUCUGAUACAGCAGCUACAACUUUCUUUUAUUUCUGAUUCUGUUUAGUUCAUGGAAUGAAAUGACCAAAACCUUAAAACCUCAGGCUAAUGUGGUUUUAGGACCAAUGUCACAUCUUUCCAGAGUUGGGUAUCGUGCAAUGAGUAAGAAAUAAUUCCCUGAAACUUGACUGUUAUUGUAAUUUAGGUUCCUUUUAAUGUCUGUGUGCUUAGAAACAACUCGAUCCAAUAAAGAAUCCAUUUCUGAUUAAA